This is a messenger RNA of Solanum verrucosum, 795 nucleotides long. Its product is annotated as tropinone reductase homolog At5g06060-like. The coding region runs from base 1 to 795 and encodes 264 amino acids. Gene Ontology annotation, molecular function: oxidoreductase activity. NCBI's taxonomy places the organism in Eukaryota, Viridiplantae, Streptophyta, Magnoliopsida, Solanales, Solanaceae. The transcript is spliced from 5 exons. The record is from RefSeq and is a predicted model, not a curated record.
AUGUUUAGAAGCAGUUCCAGAUGGAAUCUUUCAGGGAUGACCGCUCUCGUCACCGGAGGCACUCGUGGAAUUGGGCACGCUGUUGUGGAGGAACUAGCGGAGCUGGGUGCAACAGUCUACACAUGUUCACGUAAUGAAGAAGCGCUUAACAAAUGCUUGCAAGAGUGGUCUGUGAAAGGCCUUAAAGUGAAUGGUUGUGUAUGUGAUGUAUCUUCAACGCCUCAAAGAGUGAAGCUCAUCGAAAAUGUCUCCUCAGCUUUCCAUGGAAAGUUGAACAUUCUUAUAAACAAUGCGGGGACAAACAUUAGGAAGCCCACCAUCAAUUACACUGCUGAGGAAUAUGCACAUUUAUUUGGUACAAACUUUGAAUCUGGAUACCAUAUUUGUCAACUUGCUCAUCCUCUUCUGAAAGCAUCUGAAGUUGGAUCUAUUGUCUUCAUCUCUUCUGUUGCUGGUUUGGUUCACUUGUCUACUAGUUCUAUUUAUGCAGCAACAAAAGGGGCGAUGAAUCAGCUUACCCGGGAUUUGGCUUGUGAGUGGGCAAAAGACAACAUUCGUGUUAAUGGUGUUGCCCCGUGGUAUAUAAAGACAUCUUCUGUGGAAUAUGUGAUAAAAAAUAAAACAUUAUUGGAUGGAAUAAUAAGUAGAACUCCGCUAAUGCGCCCUGGAGAAGCACAAGAAGUGUCAUCCCUGGUUGCUUACCUCUGUCUUCCUGGGGCAUCAUACAUCACUGGGCAAGUUAUAGCAGUUGAUGGAGGAUUCACCGUCAAUGGGUUCGAUUUCACAAGCUAUUGA